Messenger RNA from Misgurnus anguillicaudatus (oriental weatherfish), 5118 nucleotides. It is a transcript of the gene slc33a2, whose product is annotated as major facilitator superfamily domain containing 3. Gene Ontology annotation, biological process: transmembrane transport. Gene Ontology annotation, molecular function: transmembrane transporter activity. NCBI's taxonomy places the organism in Eukaryota, Metazoa, Chordata, Actinopteri, Cypriniformes, Cobitidae. The record is from RefSeq and is a predicted model, not a curated record. Gene Ontology annotation, cellular component: membrane.
GUGUUUUUUUUUUUUUUCAAAAAAGUUGUCAAAUUAUUUAAUUAUGUUCAAUUAUUUAGAGCCUAUGUACAUUUAGGUGAGGUAUGUAACACAGUAGGCCUGUCGUCGGUUGCAAAAUCAUUGUUUCCAAACCAGUUUCUGAAACAAUCCUGCCACACAUUCUGCCAUUGCUGGUCAAACAAGUCAAAUCCCUGGUUAAACAGCUUGGUACAGAUAGUCCCACCCCUAAGUCACACCAUUUAACAGGCAUGCAAACAGAGCUUUUAAAAAUUCCCUAUGCACUACAGUACACUUCAAGUGAACUCAAUAACUAAAUACUUUUAUUAAUUCGUUUAAAGAAGUCGGUCACUGAAUACAAAUUGUUUUCCUUAUACAUCUGACGGCACAUUAAAAUGAAGAAAAUAUUUUAACAUUACGUGGUGAUUUGAGGUGUAAAUGGGAAUUACAUUAAGUUGAAGUUAUUGAGAUAAAUGUAAACAGUCUAAGUGGAAGAAAUGUAUAAAUAAUCUACAUAUUUAACUACACUUUGAGUUUGAGAAAAAUAUUAUUGGAACAGCACAGUACAUGCCCAGUCUCGCCAUCAUUCAUGUGCUACACUCACUAGACUGCAGUACCGCUGUUAUAAUGCGGGGGGCACUGUUGAGCUCUAACUGUUGUCCCGGAUGCUGAUUGGUUGUCUGUAUGACGUCACCAGCUCCCGCGGAAGUGUUGUGGAUUGGAAAUAGAGGUUAAAUGCUGCAUCGAGCACAGCGGGUGAAGGAUACAUUUACCUUACAGCCAUGAGCUGAGGCUCUCCAAACCUGUCUGUCCCAAUGAUGAACGACAAGCUGGUGUUUUUGGGGCUCCUGUACUUCAUCCAGGGUAUACCAUAUGGCCUGCAGUCGUCCCUGCUUCCGGUGUACCUGCGAGGUGCCGGGCACUCCCUCACUCGCAUCAGCCUUACCAAAAUCCUCUACUUUCCCUGGGUGCUCAAGGUCCUCUGGGCUCCUCUGGUUGACCGUUCAGGCACCAAGCGGUACUGGUUGGUGGGCACGGUAGCAGGCUUGGCCCUUACCUGUUUGUUCAGUGCUACCCUCACCCCUGAUGUUCAGUACAUGGGUGUAGCGGGAUCCCUGCUCGCCAUGAAUAUGCUGGCGUCAGUGCAGGACAUUGCGGCUGAUGGAGCAGCCGUCCGGCUGCUGAGGGGGCAGAGUGAGGUGGGCCUGGGGAACACGGUCCAGGUAGUGGGGUAUAAAGCCGGUUCUGUGUUUGCUGGAGGGGGGCUUCUGGCUGUGAUUGAUGUUGCAGGAUGGGGCUGGAUGUUUGCUCUGCUGGCUUGUGUGUAUGCUGGCGUUGCUCUUUUUGUGUGGGGCGCCCCGGCGUUGGACGGAGAGUCGGCACGAGGGCAGGCAGAAGGACGGAGAGGGUCGAAGGAGGCCAUUCAGCCCUGGAAGGUGUGGAGGAAACUCCUGUCUGUGCCAGGAACACCAUGGACGGUAUUCUACGUCCUCACUUACAAGCUAGGUGAACAGGGGGCGAUCACCAUGUUUCCACUUUUCCUGUUGGACCAUCACAUGACGGCCAGAGAGCUGGGUGUGUGGAACGGAGUGGUUGCCAUGGCGUUCUCCAUCUGUGGCUCCUCAAUUGGAGGCUUUUUACUGUCUCAAUACAGUAUUGGUCUGCUCAUGAGACGUGUGUUUAUGUUGCGGACUUUCAGCAUGGUCUUCCAGAGCUCAUUGCUGGUGGUGCUGGAACCUUCGCCCCUUAUGACAGGUAUGGCAGUGCUAAGUCUGGGUUUGCAGCAUUUCAUAGCCGGCCUCAUCACAACUCUCACCUUCACCGUAAUGAUGAACUGCACGCAGAGAGCCGAAGAGAGCAUACAGGCGACCCACUACAGUUUUCUGGCCACUCUUGAGGUCCUUGGGAAGCUGAGUUUUAGUGCCCUGGCUGGGGGCAUGGUGGACACUGUGGGCUUCCCCAUAGCCUUCAUCCUCUUCCUUUUCCUCACCUCCAGCAGUGCCCUCCACGUGUGGAGAGCCACAGAGACUGGCAUCCUUAAGGAACAGGUCAAAGGGCAACCACAGUGACCAGCAUUAACCAAUCAGAGGGCACGAGUGAGUGAGCAUGUCUGUGUGAAAGAGUCAUGCUGUAUGCAUGGUGUGUAAUAUACUGGUAACCAAAAGCCAGUGAAGCAAACUUUUUGCUUUUAUUUACAACAUAACCAGCAGUUACCUUGACAUGAGCCACACCGAGCACUUUCAGCAAAUACCCGUAGCUCAGUAAGACGAUGCAAAUCUUAACAGCUGCAUUAACCCUGUAUAUUUCAUCAGCAUGAAGGGUGUAAUCACUUUUUCUGAAUAGUGACAACUCUGAGCCAUGAACAUACACCUCUGGUACAUUAUGCUUGAAGGUUUAAAAUGUAAUUAAUUGAAAAAAAUUAUAAGAAAUAUAAAUAAAUUAUACAGUCUGCUGUAAUGAAAAAUGACAAUUACACACUCAGAAAAAAAGGUAUAAAAGCUAUCACUUGUGCGGUACCCUUUCAAAAAGUACAUCUUUGUAUCUCAAAGGUACAUAUCUGUACAUAAUGGUAUAUUUUGGGAUCUUUUUAAAGGGGACAUAUCAUGAAAAUCUGAGUUUUUCCAUGUUUAAGUGCUAUAAUUGGGUUCCCAGUGCUUCUAUCAACCUAGACAAUGUGAAAAAGAUCAAUCCAGUAACUUAGUUUUGGUAAACCAUUCUCUGCAAGCAUGUGAAAAAAUAGGACAUUGAACUUUGUCUCUCCUUGUGAUGUCAGAAGGGGAUAAUCCCGCCCCUUAAUCUGCACUAUCCAACGACGGCACUGCCAUUUAGUGCAGAGAUCAGCUCAUUUGCAUUUAAAAGGACACACCCAAAAUGGCACAUUUUUGCUCACACCUACAAAGUGGCAAUUUUAACAUGCAAUAAUAAAUUAUCCAUAUGGUAUUUUGAGCUAGAACUUCACAUCAAUACACCAAAAACACCAAAGAUUUAUUUGACAUCUUAAAAAUUUCUUGUGAAAUGUUCCCUUUAAAAGGCACCGUCCCAAUGAAAGCUUUUGUACUUCUGACGGCACAGCUGCUUCAGAAAUAUUGCUGGGUGAAAGAUUUGAAGAUUUUUAGGAAUUAAGUUUAGUUUGGCAUUGAUCAUUUACACAUUCCAUCAUGUACAGCAUUUAUUGAACUUAAAUUUAAAGCACAAACUCGUUGAAUUUCCUCGUUUCUUGUCACACUGAUUUCAGGUAUCAUGAAUGUUUGGGACUGUUCUGGGGGCUGAAAUGGCAUUGCUUAGUGGGGUGUUUGUGUGGAUUCUUAAUGCAAUACUUGUGUUAAAGUGGUCAUAUCAUAACCACGUCAUUCCAGCGCGAAUACAGCCACAUGGCCUCUUUCCCCCAUUUUUUAAUAUGAGGACGCCUCUUCUUCUUCAUUGGAUAACUCCUCUCCCGGGGCAUCAUGGGAUAGUGAAGUGUUCAUUGUAUGCACACUAUUAACCGGUAGUAGUAGGUCAUCUGGGUAGUUUCGCUUACUGUUUUUGGAAUACUAUGAAUUCGGACAUACUACUCGCCUCGCCUGCUGCUUUUCGCCGACUAUAUAUAUGGAAGUAGGCGCUUUCGGACGCAGCCCUAGCAUUUUUAACAGAGUCUCCGAUCAAUUCACUCAGACCUUGAAACGUUUGAGGACAGAUUGUUAUGUGAACCUUAUCCUUACAAUAUCUUACAGGCUAAUGAAGGGUUGAACAGUGCAAACGAUAUUGGACCCAACAGCAAGCCCUCAACCAGUGUGUAUCUCAUUUCAGUGUGGAGGAGGUUUGAAUAGAAGUCUUAAAGGAACGACUUCUUCAUUUAUUGAUAUUAUUAAAGUACAGCUCCUAAAUAGUCGACUUCCAAAACAUACAACUUUUGUUGGUAAGUGGACCUCAGGGAAAUAUGAUAUGACCACUUCAAUGUCUGUGAAAUACUGUAGUUUGAAACAGUUAAAUACAUCAUGCUCAUAUUUUUGAGCCAAUACUGCAUUCAUUGAAAUGUUAUUUUGUAUAAUGACUUUUAUUUUCUGCAUUUACUAUGCAGUGACACAAAAAUUAAUUUGUGGUUAGCUUCUUAGCUUACCUGACAAAUCAUUUUGUUUAAGGUUCUUAAGUGGAAGUGAAAUAAUGAAUUGACAUCUGAAAUGGUGGUAAAGAAUUUUGGGUAACUGUGUGUACUUUCGUUGUUUGUCAACCACCUUUAGGUUUAUUUUCUACAGCUUUUAAGUUUGAAUUGCCUUAUUUUUUAUUAUGUACCAUAGAGCCAUAAAUGUUUUGACUUUUGUAAGGAGAAAUGAGGUUUCCAUUACCCAAUAUAUUCAAGACGCAUUGAAACUACACUGUACUGUAAUUUAUACAAAUGUUAUGUAGUUUUGACAUAGAUUAGAUAUGGAAAGGCAUGAAAUAUCUAUUCUGUUACAUAUUCAUUAUCUUAAAGACAACAUUACAUUUCCUAAGAGCACACUGCGCACCGAAGACUUCGAAUUCAACAGUUAUACAGUAUAAAUAUAAUAAUAAUAAUUAUUAUUAUUUAAUGUGAAUAAUACAAUAAUAUAUUUUUAAAGGUCAACAAACCAUGCAAAAAUAAAGUAAUGGGAUAACGUACAGAUUGUUUUAAUUUGCCGUUAAUCCCUCUAUAGACCCUUUUACUGUUUGUAUACAGGGAUGACUUGGCAACGUAUGCGCGCGCAUUUUGGCGCUGGAAGUAUGGCAGGAAUCAGCAGUUAAGCAACACAAACAGACAAAGUUAUUUUAAAAAGUUGACUUAUCAACUAUUUCAACACAGUUACCAGAUCCGUGUACUAUAGUGGAGUGGAUAGAAGACGUUAGCAGAUGCCCAAAUAUAAAGUGGCCAGAUACAUAUAUACGUAUAUUGUAUUAGUGCAACCAAACGCAACAACCAGACAUUUUGAUGUGGGAAACCGUUUUAAUAAACUUUCUGAGUUGCUUACACGUUAGAACCAAUGGGGAACACCACCACUUCUGUUGCCGAAAUGCGCGCGCAAGCUAUUAGAUCACAUGGGCUGUAAAAGGGUCUAUUAAGCAACGUUCAACGUUACCAAACAGUGAACCAUCUUUAGCAUAUAAUAAAAGCAAUUACUAUAA